AGCUCCAAGCUUUCCACUCACUCCCUUCGUCGUCAUCGUGCUUCCGAAACCUUGAAUCACAAAUGGAGCUCAAUUUUUCAUCCAAGGCAUUAACUCCUUGCUUCGGCGUCACACCCACCACCGGAACACUCUUAAACCCAUCAAAAUCGCUCUGCUUAGCUUCUCACCAUCCGCUUCCCACAGUUUCAUUCUCUCUCUCUUCUUCUCCUGAUGCUCUCAAGCUAACGACUUCAAGAAAGGUGGUAGCAAUGGCUGCAGGAAGCUCAAGAGACUUGGAGAUGUCGAACUUAACGGCGUUAUCGCCUCUAGACGGACGUUACUGGGGGAAAGUCAAGGACUUGGCUUCUUCCAUGAGCGAGUUUGGUUUGAUCUACUUCCGAGUACUUGUCGAGAUCAAAUGGCUUCUUAAGCUUUCGAAAAUUCCCCAAGUCACCGAAGUUCCAAGCUUUAGCAAAGAAGCUGAGGUUUACUUGCAAGGCAUCAUCGAUGGGUUCAGCAUGGACGACGCUUUGGAAGUCAAGAAGAUCGAGAAAGUGACCAAUCACGAUGUCAAGGCCGUUGAGUAUUUCUUGAAGCAAAAGUGUGAAUCACACCCUGAGAUCGCUAAGGUUCUUGAGUUCUUCCAUUUCGCUUGCACAUCUGAGGAUAUCAACAAUCUUUCCCAUGGUUUGAUGCUUCAAGAAGCGGUUUGUUCCGUUAUACUCCCAUCCAUGGAUGAGCUCAUCAAGUCGAUCUCUAUGAUGGCUAAGGAGUUUGCGUAUGUCCCCAUGCUCUCACGAACUCACGGACAGCCAGCUUCACCUACAACAUUAGGGAAAGAAAUGGCGAUUUUCGCUGUGAGGUUAAGCGAAGAGAGGAGAUACCUUGCGGAAACUAAGAUCAAGGGGAAGUUUGCUGGUGCUGUUGGGAACUACAACGCUCAUAUUUCAGCUUAUCCUGACAUCGACUGGCCUCACGUUGCGGAGGAGUUUGUUACUUCUCUUAGAUUAACAUUUAACCCAUACGUCACUCAGAUUGAGCCUCAUGACUAUAUGGCUAGACUUUUCAACACGAUCAGCCAGUUCAACAAUAUAUUGAUUGAUUUCGAUAGAGAUAUAUGGAGCUACAUAUCUCUAGGGUAUUUCAAGCAGAUAACUAAAGCUGGUGAGAUCGGAUCGUCGACAAUGCCUCACAAAGUGAACCCUAUUGACUUUGAGAACAGUGAAGGGAACCUAGGGAAAGCUAACGCAGAGCUUACUUUUCUCAGUAUGAAGCUUCCUAUUUCACGAAUGCAGCGUGACUUAACGGAUUCAACUGUGUUGAGAAACAUGGGUGGAGCUUUAGGGCACUCUCUUCUCGCUUAUAAGAGUGCGAUACAGGGAAUCAGGAAGCUUCAGGUUAAUGAAACUCGGUUAAAAGAAGAUUUGGAUCAAACUUGGGAAGUCCUCGCUGAACCGAUACAGACUGUGAUGAGGAGGUACGGUGUUCCAGAGCCGUAUGAGAAGCUGAAGGAGCUAACAAGAGGAAGAGCUGUGAAUGAAGAAAGCAUAAGAGAGUUUAUUAAAGGUUUGGAUUUGCCUGAAGAAGCGAAAACUCAACUUUUGAGGUUAACUCCACACACAUAUGUUGGUGCUGCUGCUUCAUUGGCUUUGGCCGUCGAUGAUGCUCUGCAAUUUGGACAUUGAUGAUGGUGAUCAAAUUGGUGAAAAGAUGUGCUGUUGUAUUAUUAUUUGUCUUUUUUUUUCCAAAUGAAUGGGGAGAGAGUCCGUCAAUUCAUAGAUGGAUGAAAACGGUGAGAAUAAUCUUGUACUGUUGUUUUAUGUUUUCUCUUUCAGAUUUUGACAUCAUCGAUUAAUUAAAUUCACUCUCUUUUGA
Molecule: messenger RNA, 1854 nt
Organism: Brassica rapa (field mustard)
Lineage: Eukaryota; Viridiplantae; Streptophyta; Magnoliopsida; Brassicales; Brassicaceae
Product: adenylosuccinate lyase
Biological process (GO): IMP biosynthetic process
Molecular function (GO): N6-(1,2-dicarboxyethyl)AMP AMP-lyase (fumarate-forming) activity
Source: RefSeq, a predicted model, not a curated record